GAUUAAUAUCACACUGUAUUAUUGUGGGGCAGUCAUCAUGCUGCACGUGCAUGGCCUGUUCCGCCGCGCCUCCGGCCACCGCCGCUUCUACUCGAACCUGAACCUCCCCAUCAAGACCUCGGACAUGGUUGAGUUCGCGGUACGAGUCAAGGUAUCGGAGCCGUUGGCGUUCACGUUGCCGUUGCCUGGACGUCCCGGCCUCACUCGCAUCGACUUGGAGCACACUGGCGGGUCCAAGUCCACGUCCGAGCGCGAAAGCGUCGGUCACUUCGUCGCGACGCUCAAGGAGCUCGACCCGACCUUGACGACCGUGUCAGUGACCACCAUGGACGGGGUCACCGUGAGCAAGUAUGCCAGUCUUCGUGCGCUGGCGCCGGUGCCGCUUCUCCUUCGCUUGAACACGGCUACGUUGGAGUUGGAGAAGGAAGGCACUGUGGACCAAGACGAUGCCUUGAACGAGAGUGAGAGCUCGGCGUUUGGCACUGUCAAGCGAUACAUUGAGCGUGAUACUCGGACAUCGAUUCCAAUCGAUCAAUUCUACCACAUGUGCAAAAACGUGGGCGCAGACGACUCGACGUCCAAGAAAUGGUUAGCGGAAUUUCAGCGUCGUAAUCUGGUGCUCCAUUACGACCAGAGCAAGGACGAAGCACUUCGGAACACGGUGAUCCUACGCCCAAACAAGGGCGACAGCGCCGCCGCCUUUCAGAGCGCAUUGGACCCAGUGCUUUAUAACCUCAAGCAUGUCCGUUUGGCCAAGGAAGCGCAGAUCGUGCAAGUCACGGACGAGUGGCGGAAGCUGGCGAUCACGGACACGGAGCUCAAGGCGGUGGCUAAGAAGACGCCGAAUGUGAAAAAGUGGACGGGGCUCGCGUUUAUUGCGUCGUUUUACACGGGUAUGGGGUACCUUGUGUGGGACGUGUACUCUUGGGAUGUGAUGGAGCCGAUUUCGUACUUUGUCGGGUUUACGGCAGUGUUGGGCGGGAGCUUUUACCAUACGCUCACAAGAAGCGAUGCCCAGUACUCUAACAUGUGGACCCGCGACUACAACAAGGUGCUGGCGCGGCUGCACGCGGAAAAACAAUUUGAUCCGGCGGCGGUGGACGCCACGGAGCGGUCGAUUCAAGCGAUGAAGCGCGAUGUGCACGUGUUACGAUUAUUGGAAGGCAAGUCGGCCGAGAAAAAGAAGGACGACAAGGCGGCGAUGGUCGUUGCUAAACUCGGAUAAGAACCUUCUAAGUCGCUGUUGAAUCGAUACGAUAUGUUUAUAUCUCUCCA
Molecule: messenger RNA, 1275 nt
Organism: Aphanomyces astaci
Lineage: Eukaryota; Oomycota; Saprolegniomycetes; Saprolegniales; Verrucalvaceae
Exons: 5
Coding region: 38-1225 (395 amino acids)
Biological process (GO): mitochondrial calcium ion homeostasis; calcium import into the mitochondrion
Cellular component (GO): mitochondrial inner membrane; uniplex complex
Molecular function (GO): calcium channel activity; uniporter activity
Source: RefSeq, a predicted model, not a curated record